GGCCGGUAGGUUCAAUGAUUUGAGCAACGGCUUCAUCAAUACAGGUCUACGGUACUCUCGCUCCCGAGGCACCAGCUCACCAAUUCUGAAUCAGCGGUCUCCAACAAGCCCGAGAAUGGGUAUUUACGUCUCCACCUCAGUAGUUGAAGCAAGGGUCUCGGUGUGCCUGUUCUUAUUUCCCCCGGGGUGGAACUCUGAGCUGAACCCUGGCAUCGUUUCCUUGCAUGCUCUCCGUGUCUUUUGCUCCAACCGCGCUCUUAUUAUGGAGUCAAUUGGGAGAUUGCUCAGGAGUGUCUGAUUCACCUGGCGGCUAAUUUUUGGCCAGACAUCCUCACCAGCUAUCGAAUAUCUCUCAGCAUCACAGUGCAAUAGUGCAUGGCUUUCCUGUGGAUAUAUCUUUUGCCCCGUUCUCUUGGCUGACCGUGUCUUGGAUCAUCAAGCCGACAAUUGCUACGUUCCAUCGAGGAUCCAUGCCACCCAUUGCCUCGGAACGAUCUCAUGCAAAAGCAAGACUCCCAACUCCUCUAUCUAGUCCCAAGACGUACGCUAUAAGGUAAUAUCGCGAUUGUAUGGGGACUUUUUGGAAGGCAGCGUCAGGAGAUAACCGGGCAUGACAUCCUUACAAUUGCCGCAUGAGGCGAUUAAGCAUAACCGGACUCAGGUUCCGAACGAAUCAAUCAUCGUAGAGGCGGCGGGAGGCAGAAACAGGCAACCUGUAUCCUACACGCUAAGUAGCCUGUUUGGAGUACCUAACUAGCUUCCGUGCAAACGCCUGCUACCCCAAAAAGAAAAGGUUCUGGAAACUUACUCAGAAGAGUCGACCACGCCUCAUGUCGACAUUUUGGGUGUCGCCUGUAUUUCGGACAGUAUACGACAAUGGGCAAUCCCCCCUCGAGCGGUGCGCGCCAACCGCAAGAUUCCGAUACCUCGUUUCGUCUUGCUCCAACUCAGUCCUAUUCCUCACAACGAGGGAUAUUUGCGAAUGGCCAUGGGUGUUUGAGCCUAUCCCUCUAUAGCUCGAUGUCCGGCCGAUGCUACGGCCAACGUUCGACAUGGGCCUUUUCACCUUGGAGAAUAGCGUAUCCCAGGCGAUUGAAGCGAAUAUGCCUUCACCCCGCAGAGCAUCGACUUAUUACGUUUGAAUAUCCACUUGAGCCCACUGAAUAAAAUAGGUGAACAGGAUGGCUUGACUUGUUGUUAAACUCAUUCAACCUAAAGCUAUGAAAUGGCGUAUCGGUGCAUCCUGUUUCCCUUUGCGAAAUACAUCUACGCUGGGUACUGACAGACGAUAGAGAAAGGCCACAUGAAAGCAUCUGAUGCGAUAGCAAACAGAACAACCUUGAAUGUCAGGAUCUCGUCUGCGGGCGUCAGUGUGCUUGGCGAGUAGUGAGAUUGGGAACUGAUCAUUCCACAAAGGGCAUGUGGGAAAGUCUUGGGAGAGUCUUGGAAAAGUCUUGGGAGAUAGAUGGAAAGGCUUGGAGGAGAAUGGUUGGGGAGUUGGAAAGCUUGGUAUUGGGGUCAUAAUCGCAGGCAUUCAAUUGCAACGCCAGUCCGCUUAUAGCCGUCUCUGGCCUUUGUCUUUUGCCCCUCCCCCAGACGAAGGCCAAGAAGAUAAUAUGCUGCUGAUUGGAUCCCCCCGCAACGUAGGGAGGUUUCUUGUUCCUUGUGAGAUGGCAAGUUGGAACUGUACGUAAUGGAAUACUAACAAUCAGCAACUUCUCCGCAAUUUCCUGGAGUUGAGACAAGCUCGGACAUGUGGAGGAGAAAGCUUAUGAAAAACGUCUUGUCGUGUAAGACGAACGUUGGUUGUCGUUUAUAAGGUUCAGGUUUACGACAAGCCCACGUUUGUUGGUGCAUGACUAACGGCAGACCAUGCCCCCCCGAGGAUCAACCAUGGUGGCUCGAAGGAGGGAGGACAUGGGCAGUGCGGCAGUCCUGGUACUGCUUCCCCGUGAUGAUUUGCCCAAUGAAUAGGACUUUUUGAUGCCCUGGCUAGGUUGCUCCCGACUUCUAACCAGAACUCAAUAACUACUGAUUCCUGUCGAAUUCGCUUCGGUGAAUCCAUACCUAGAUCACGCGAGCUGACAUGAGCUUUGGCCAGGUACAUAGGAGAAGAAGCCAACUGUCUCCUGGACUUGACUGAGGCCCAUGUGUGCGCUCUUUUCAACCUGGCAGUACUAGUCGGACCAUCCUUCGUCAAUAUUAUUUGACUAAGAGAUUUGCGAAAAUGUCUUGGCUAAAUUCAGCAAGUCUCUAUCGAGGGUUUGUCAGUCAUGUUCAAGUGACAUGAUUAAGGAAGGCAUGGUCCCGUUUCUCAAGGUGUGGAAUACACCUUUGGAUCACGUUCUUUGGGGGAAGAAGAUGAAAGAAGCUUCGGGUUACGGGCAUAUUCUUGGCAUAGACUCUAUCUCGGCGAUGCACAGCUGCGAAUAUGAUGAAAGGUAUGCAUAUGGUGUGUUAUUGACGGUGAAGGGUUACCCAGACAAUUACAUAGUAGGAUCAGUUAUCUGUCGUACUUUGACUACUACUAUUAUUAUUAUAGGUAAUCAAUUUGAGCUGGAAUUGUUCCCAUUGUUUUCAAGGUUUUGAGGGGCAACGGACAAUACUAAAGCACGGCUUGAUGGC
Messenger RNA from Fusarium odoratissimum NRRL 54006, 2625 nucleotides. RefSeq lists its product as uncharacterized. The coding region runs from base 2287 to 2589 and encodes 100 amino acids. Gene Ontology annotation, molecular function: protein binding. The transcript is spliced from 2 exons. NCBI's taxonomy places the organism in Eukaryota, Fungi, Ascomycota, Sordariomycetes, Hypocreales, Nectriaceae. The record is from RefSeq and is a predicted model, not a curated record.